Durusdinium trenchii is the source of this 2409-nucleotide messenger RNA. The record is from the annotation of a GenBank genome assembly. NCBI's taxonomy places the organism in Eukaryota, Dinophyceae, Suessiales, Symbiodiniaceae.
AUGGCGCCAUCGCCGGGGGCCCCCGUUGGCGGGGAACGCCCGCGCCGAGCGGUACCUGCAGCAGCCUCUGCUUCUGCCGCAUCCGCGGCGCUUGGCGAUCAGCCCAUGGAUCCUGAGGACAUUGACAUGGAGGCGGUUUCCGCUCCCAGCGAAGGCCGAUACUUUUGCCCUUUGCCCGGUUGCAUCGCCCAUGGUGCUUCUGGCCAUGCGGGUUGGGAGAGCUUGCAGGCCUGGCUGCGGACACACCAACUGGUCGGCUGCCGCGAGUGCUCUCGUCUCGUCAAUCGUCGACGCAACGGUGGAGUGCAUCGGACCUGCAUGGCGGCUCGGCUCUCUGCCCAGCCUGCAGCCCCAAUGGCUGCUGAUGGGGCCGCUGGACUGUCUGAUGCUCUGUUGGCUUCCCUCCCCUCGUUGGAUGAAAUCUUUGCGGCUCCUGUGGCUACCCGCGACUUUGUGGCUGCUGGGCUGCUUCCACAGGCUCGGAAGGAAUUCCUCCGAUGCGUUGCCAAUGUCCUUCAACAUAAUUGUCUGGAUGAUUGGGAGCGGGACAUUAUGGCUACCAGACGGUGCCGCCUGGCUUGGACCGAACUUUUUAUAUUUCCUAAGACUUGCCUGCCAGUACUCCCUGGCGGCCGGGCCAAGGGCCGCCGCAACCACAAUGUGAUCAUUAACCGUCUCGAGCGAUGGGGCUUGGGAGAACGUCGGGCGCUCUGGGAUGAAGCUGUUGGCAAACCUCGCCGCCCACGCGGCCAUAUCUCCAGCCUUGAAGAGCGGCAAGUUACUGCCGCCGUCCAGCUUGCCUGCCGUGGGAUGCCGGGCAAGGCUAUGCAGCGCCUCAGCGGUGCUCCUGUGGCCGAACCCAUUCCUGAGAUUGUGGCCGCGAUGCGCAACAAGUUCCCACCUCGACCUACCCACCAACACUCCUCCUCUCGCCCACCGGCGCCUCCAGCCAAUGAGGUCUCGGUUGAGGAUGUGAUUGGGGCCGAGAAGCCCUUUCUACGUGGUGCUGCCCCCGGCCCGACUGGUCUCCGCCCUGACUUCUUGAAGCAGAUCGUUGGCGAUGGCGGGGAUGUACUUCCUGGUGCUCACCUUCUGACCAGCCUUAUAAACCUAUUUGCUGAUGGCCGCGCGCCUGCCCCUCUCCGCCUAUACCUUGGCGGAGCUCAAGGCACAGCCUUGGAGAAAACUUCCAAGACUGGCCAAUCCGAUGUGCGGCCCCUUUGUGCUGGAGAAGCUCUUCGGCGGCUUGUUGGAAAGGUUUUGCUUCGGUCUGAAUUGCCGGUCCUACGGGAGAACCUCCUGCCCUAUCAGCUUGCUGUUGGAGUGCCUGCUGGCAUUGAGGUCAUGCCCCACCUCCACCGGCAAUGGCAAACCACCUUUGCCGCCGAUGCAGACCGAAUAUGCUUAUCCUAUGAUGAAAGCAAUGCCCACAAUGUUCUUGACCGUCAUGCCUUCCUCAUUCGCAUGCAUGAAGUUACGAUGGUCUUCUGGCUGGUCCCUCCGGCGAAGUCCUCCGUGCCCUCCAACAUUGGCAAGGGGAACUAUGAGGUGUUGAAAUCCCCCAGUGGCUCUGAUGCGUACUGCCAUGCCUUGGAAGCCUUCGACCCCGCUAUCCAUGACACCUUUUGCGAGAUGACUGGAUUGACAACUGAUGCGCUGGCAUGGGAGCAGGCCACUUUGCCUGCCUCCUCUGGUGGAUUGGGCCUGCGCUCCUCUGUUCUUCUUGCUGACGCUGCCUACAUUGGAUCCCGCCAUGCAACCUUGGAAUGCUGCGCCACGCUGUGGCCUUUGUUCUGCUGGGAUGGAGGGCUCCCUGGCACAGACCUACAUGCGACUUUGGAGCGUUGUCGUGCUUCCAUCGCAGAUGUUGGCUUGCAAUAUCCUCUUGGUACCCAACCCAGUACCCAGAUGACCCAGAGUUCACUGAGCGCUCAGCUCGGUGCCGCCCAGUGUGUUCGUUGGCUGGCCCGCGCCAACAAUGAUGAUGCUUGUCGACUACAUGCCUAUUCUGCAGACGGUGCUGAUGCAGCUUUGGGCCUUGUUCCCUUACAUGUUCGCCCCCAAUUGGAGGUUCCCGGCAUUUUGCCGGGUCGCCGUCGACCUGCUGACAUAUUGGUGCGUGGCGCCGCGGGGCUUUUCCCUCGCCUGCCUGAUGGAUCUCGGCCACAUGGACUGGCGCCUCUUGCUUUGGAGGUCGCGGUUAUGAAUGCUCUUGGCGAGGGUUAUUGGGAUGAGACCCGCCGUCACAGCAGCGCAGCUGCCUCUGGCUACGCUGCUCGGAAGCGAGUGCAUAACCCCACUGCUACCGCCUGCGACCAAAUUGGAGCUGUUUACCUCCCUCUGGUUUGGGAAGCCCAAGGCGGCUGUAUCAAGGAAAUCCGGGCCUUCCUUCAUCAACAAGGUUCGUAG